Messenger RNA from Trichosurus vulpecula (common brushtail), 5020 nucleotides. RefSeq names its product dystrobrevin alpha (gene DTNA). The record is from RefSeq and is a predicted model, not a curated record. Bases 221 to 1408 code for a protein of 395 amino acids. NCBI's taxonomy places the organism in Eukaryota, Metazoa, Chordata, Mammalia, Diprotodontia, Phalangeridae. The transcript has 14 exons. Gene Ontology annotation, molecular function: zinc ion binding. Gene Ontology annotation, biological process: synaptic signaling. Gene Ontology annotation, cellular component: synapse; plasma membrane.
AGGUUCAGGCAUCGCUUACUGUAGAAUGUUUGAGUCUCCCCAGAAUGAGGAGGAGCAUCAAGAAUGGUGUUAACAUUGGGGGUCAGACUUACUUUUUGUUUCAGGGGGUGAAAUUUGGUGUGCUUCCUCCUUCUCAUUUGGGAAGUCACCUGCUAAGAAGUUAACAAAUGCGCUAAGCAAGUCUCUGAGUUGUGCUUCCAGCCGUGAACCUUUGCACCCCAUGUUUCCUGAUCAGCCUGAAAAACCACUAAACCUGGCUCACAUCGUGCCUCCCAGACCUGUAACCAGCAUGAAUGACACACUCUUCUCCCACUCUGUUCCCUCCUCAGGAAGUCCUUUCAUAACCAGAAGGUUACUUGAGGGUGUGAGUGCAGCCAGUCCUGUGGCUGAUGAGCAUUCUCUCAUAAAGCUGUAUGUAAAUCAGCUUCACAACAACUCACGCAUGCUCGAUAGCCCGAACCGUCUUGAUGAGGAACACAGGCUGAUUGCCAGAUAUGCAGCGAGACUGGCAGCAGAGACAUCCUCAUCUCAGCCUAGUCAGCAAAGAGGUGCUUCUGAUAUCUCUUUCACCAUUGAUGCAAAUAAGCAGCAAAGGCAGCUGAUUGCAGAACUUGAAAACAAGAACAGAGAAAUCUUACAGGAGAUCCAGAGGCUACGGCUGGAGCAUGAACAGGCUUCUCAGCCCACCCCAGAGAAGGCCCAGCAGAAUCCUACUCUCCUGGCAGAACUCCGUCUUCUCAGACAACGCAAGGAUGAGCUAGAACAGAGGAUGUCUGCUCUUCAGGAGAGCCGGAGAGAGCUGAUGGUCCAGUUAGAAGGUCUCAUGAAGCUAUUAAAGACACAAGGGGCAGGUUCUCCACGUUCUUCUCCCAGUCACACGAUAAGCAGGCCUAUUCCUAUGCCCAUCAGAUCAGCCUCUGCCUGUUCUACCCCAACUCAUACACCUCAGGACUCUCUGACAGGGGUAGGAGGAGAUGUACAAGAAGCCUUUGCACAAAGUACAAGGAGAAAUUUAAGGAAUGACUUGCUUGUGGCUGCAGACUCCAUCACUAAUACCAUGUCCUCUCUUGUGAAGGAACUAAACUCAGAGGUGGGGAGUGAGACUGAGAGUAACGUGGAUUCUGAAUUUGGGCGGACCCAAUUUGAUGACCUUGUUCCAUCACCCACUUCUGAAAAGGCUUUCCUUGCACAAAUCCAUGCCCGAAAACCUGGGUACCUUCACAGUGGAGCCUCCACUGGCACCAUGCGCAGUGAUAUGGUUACAGAAGAUGGGGACCCCUAUGUGAGGACUGAGGAUGAAAAUUAUGAAAAUGACUCUGUCCGUCAGUUGGAAAAUGAGCUCAAGAUGGAAGAAUACCUGAAGCAGAAACUACAGGAUGAAGCCUACCAGGUCAGCUUGCAAGGUUGAGUGCAUAUCCUUCUAUCACUUUCCUCUCAAGCAGGCUACAGUCAGACAGAUGAUGAAAGUUAUGUGAAAACAGAUGAUGAUGAGAGUUGCAUCCAGACAGAGGAAGAAGACAACACCCUGGCAACCAACGUCACUGAAGAAUGGAACCAGCAUGUAGGACAGCUCCUGACAAGAAAUCCCAACCCCUGACAUUGUCUGCCUGCUGAAUGUAGCACUGCUAACCUUUGUUCUAAGAAUUGUAGUUUGUAGGUGUGUGUUUUGAGACAAAAAAAAGACUUUCGUUUAAAGUUAACUGCAUCUUCUGUCACAUGGCUCAUCACUGAUGAUGAACCCAAGCUAAAACACAGCGCUGCUGUUACAGCAGUGGCAGUAUUAACAAAACAUUUUAAAUCUUUGCACAUGAUGUUGAACCUGUUCAGUUUACAAUGAUGAUAUUAAUACUGUUUAUAGCCAGGAGUUUGAUUUCUGAAUACUUUGAGAUUUUAGUAGAACAAUUUACUAUACACUGUACAUUUUUUUUCCACAAGCAAUUGUAAAAAGCAACCUCUUGUAGUUAUUCAUUAGCCCUAAAGGAUUCUGUUCCUGGCUGCUGCACCUACUUGGAAUCCAGAAGCCAAGAAGGUGGCAUAGUCUGUAACUUGAUUGCAAGUCUCUGUUAAAAAAAAUAAAAAAAAGAAAAGGUGACCCUUACCAAAUGCAGCAGGAUAGCCCUAUUCUCUGGGCUAAUGUAUAACUUGGGGUUGUUUUCUUUCAAGAUACUCUAAUAAAUCAGCCAUAGAAUUUAGUGUAAAUAUUUUUUUCCAAAUAGAUAUCAUAUACAAAAGAAGGCAACAUUCAAAUUAUAUAGAAUCUAGUUUUUAAAUCAGCACAGAUCUUCUUAAAACUGUGAACUAUGUUUUGAAAUACUCGUUACUAAAGCUGUUUAUAAACCACAGGUGCCAUAAGAUUCCCCAAACCGACUGAAGUCCCCUAUGCUCUUCCAUGCUUUCGUUUCAUUGUUGUUUGGGCUUUCAGAAGCAUGUCUACAACACUUCUCCCUGCUCAGUCUCAUCCGUCCCUAUCAGGUUGUUUGGAGGCCUUCAGCUUUAAAUGUACAGGCUUAAAGUGCGCUUGUUAGUGUUGCCUCUUCUAUUUUAUUUCCUGAAUGAUUGUUGUUGUGUUGGGGGGGGGGGUUUGAGGGGGGGGUUGUUUUGUUUUUUGGUUUUUGCCUUAGUAGGCCACCAGGUAUACUCAGUGAAGGCUAGGGCAGUGCAAAAGGAGACUGGCCCAUUCAGAAGACAACAGGAGGGGAAUUUGGAAUGCAGUGGGGAUUGUGGGAAAGAGAAGGAGAGAAGCUGGGGUUGGCUCUUUGUGGCACUCCAUCGGGUAGAUGGAAGGGAGAAAUUUUCUUUAGGUCUUUCAGCGUUAUUAUUAUUUUUUAAAUGAGCAUUUUGGAUUUGUUGCCCUAAAAAUAGGAGGUAUUCUGGUCAUUCCCUUUCUUCCCUGAAACUUUAGAAAGGAAAUGAUGGAACAACAUAAAUAAAAUUUUCUUUUGGGGAAUCAAUUUUGGGACAUCCUAAGAAUGCUGAAAAUAUUUCUCAGUUAUCCCCUCACUUGCUCUUGGAUUACUGAGACCCAGGUUAGGUGACUAUGUUCUGCAUCUUAGGCUCCCAAAGCCUUGGGCCCUCUCCAUAUGUGGUUACAGGGGAAAGCUGCCCAACAUAGAGCACAUGUCUGGUCAGAUGUUUUUCAGCUCAAUUUCCAGAGGGCUGGAAGACAUUCCUCCCCAUGUAGUUGGUCUGAAGUAGCCUGCCUCAGGGUUAUCCUUAUGUAAUUAAAAAUAAAUCAGAAGUCAUGCUUGUCUGAAGUAGUUCACAGGGAAUCCUGUGCUAGGAUGAGCAUAGACCAAAUAUCACUGGCACCCCAGUCAGCAUUGGAAUAGUGCCCAGGUUUCUUCCUCAUUGGAUGUUACUUUCAUUGGGUGUGUUUUUCUUUUCUUUUCCCUUCCACAUAUCAUUUAUAUGACCCUUAGAAUUUCUUUGAGAGGAGGGAUUAUUUUAUUCUUGGUCUUGGUAGGCCCACAGCACAGUGCCUGGCACAUAGUAGGCACUUAAUAAAUGCUUGCUGUUUGGGUGGCAUCUGCCAGCCUCCCAUAAAGGCAGGCCAUACCCAGUGACAGCAUAGCCCUCCCUGCCCCUACCAGCCAGGAAGAGCGACCACUGGUGCCUCAUGCUCAAGCUGAAAUCACUCUCAGCUUUGAAUUGCAGCCAAGUGGUUUCUGAAUACAGAGUCCCACAUGGCCAAUGUCGCAUCCCUAGGGACCUUCAGCAGCUGACAGAGCUGCCAAAACGUGUCAUCGUUUUUUUGGGGUUUUUUCACAUUGAAAAGUCGGUUUACAGUUUAAGGCAUUAUUGGGACAUACCGUCAGGCUCUCCCUUGGGCAGAGGAAUUGGGGUACCACCUAUCGUUCAUCAGGCAGAUGCGAUAGAAUCAAGCCACUGCAAUGCCUUCCUUGGGGGUCAUUUUCAGUGAUCUAUUUCAGAAUAGCCAGCCACCUGAUAUUUCUGUGAGCUCCAUAUCAGCCCUGCAGAUCAAAUCCAGGCACCCAAAUCCUGCAGUUGAAAAGAGGUGGCAUUUUUUUGUUUUGUUUUUUGGCUCUCCAGGUUUACAUUUUGAGUAUUUUCUUAAUGAAAAGCCCAGCAGGUUUCCAUCUGUCCAUUUGAUACAAUUAUAUCUUGUGGUGGUUGUUUCUCGUUCAUUCAACAAAGAAUUACACACUCAUGGCCCAUAGCAAUGGUAGCAUUUUAGUGCACAGUGUAAACACACAGCCAAACCCCCAAGACAUGGCACCUAGGUCAUGGGAGGGAGAGGCUAAUCAGGAUCCAGAGUACUGUUGCAGUUGGUCUGGGUGGGGGUUGGAGGAAGCUGUUGCAGAUGGUCCAAAGGGAUGUCCAAAGAAAGAGGUGAAGAAGAGUCUCUUGAACGCUCUCCAGCAAGGCAGUGAAGGUUCGACUGUAUGUAGGCCCGUGAACUGAAUUGCAUUGAAGGAGUGUGGCCUUUGUUGUGAUAUAAGACUUAUUUUCUUAUAUGCAUGAGCCAAACUGUUGCAUCUUAAUUUAGCACAGGUGUCUGCCUUUAUUUUGAUCAUCUUUGUCCACCCUUUAUGAGUUCUUGGCUGUUAACUGUAGAUAGAUCUUGUAAAUAAUGCAACCCGAGGUUGCUAGGAUCACCUUGGUUCAAUUCAGCGCAAGGAGCCACAAACAGCAACUCCACUGUGUCCUCAGCAGAAAGGGCAUUUUUACUUUUGAACCAAAAAAUAAAUUAUACAUAUAUACAUAUAUAUAUAAAGAGUUACAUCUUGAGGCUACUAACUGUAAGACUUUUUAAUUAUGACUACUGUAAUUUGACACCGUUUGAAACAAAGGAUACAGAGACACUAAAGAUUUCACAAUAUUCAAUGGUAUUGUAACAAAACUACUAUUGUAUGGGUUUUUUUGUAUUGCUGUUAAGUAUUGUUUUGUGUGUGUGUUGGAACCUACUGGGGACAUGUUAUAUUUUGAAGUGAUUAAACUAUUUAAUUGUGUGUCUAUAUUUUGGAAUGGAAUUAUUUCUUCAUUAAAAAAGGUUUUUAAA